Orbicella faveolata is the source of this 608-nucleotide messenger RNA. RefSeq lists its product as uncharacterized. Gene Ontology annotation, molecular function: calcium ion binding. The record is from RefSeq and is a predicted model, not a curated record. Lineage: Eukaryota; Metazoa; Cnidaria; Anthozoa; Scleractinia; Merulinidae.
UUGCUACGCCUAAGGCAGCAUUGAGUAUGAACGGAUCAUACGCUAUCUUGAUAGACCACGGUGCGGUUGUAGGACAAGGCUGUUCGUAUGAUGGGCCACCCACACCAGGCAUCACGUCCGCGAGCGACUGGGGUUUCAUUGUAGAUGGAGUUUGCCCUGUUGGUUUUUCUCUCGCUCCUCCAGGAUUUACAAGUUGUGUUGACGUUGAUGAAUGUGCUAGCCAUUCAAGAUCUAAGCGUAGUUUGCCGUGGUGGUGGCAGUAUCCAAUUUCCUCUUCAACAGCUGGAUACAGUGGCUCGCCUGCAUCUGCAAGCGCAAGUUCGUCGCAUCUUUCAGAAUGUUCCCACCACUCGUACCUGGAAGACUCCGUCAGAGGAAUGGGAUUUUAUAAUGGAUACUACGGUUAUUACCAAUGCGAUAAUUAUCUUCCAUUUGGUUGGUACCGGUUUCGAGGGGCGGCGGGGACUGAGAUGCCCACAUCAUGCGUAGGCAAAAAUCGAUGCAGUUCGCAUGCGCCGGGCUGGUUGAAUGUGAUUGUUCAUGGCUUGGUUCCUCAUAAUUUGUCAAGUCUACUUGAUGACUUGUUUUCGUCUGUGUGCACAGCUUAA